AUGGAAGAACAACGAGCCUUGUAUCGAGAAGAACGUGAUGAUGAAGAGAAGAAUUUGAUAAUGAUCACGAAAGAGGAAUUAUUGUCUGGUCAGAAUGUACUUUCCAUGCCAAAGAAAGUCUCUUUUAAACACAAGAUUGAAAAAAAGAAACGAAAUCCUUCGCAUCAUGAAUCAUUCAUCAUUCAAGAGGAAGAGCAACAAGAUUUCAUUCAGGCUCCAACACAAAUGGAUAAAAAGUGGAAUCAUGUAUAUGAAAAUAAUUUUGAAAAAUCCAUGACCAUGAUUAGAAAAUUGCCACUGCAAUAUGUAGAGUCAGACAAGAUGUCCAUUGAAAAAUUGAAUAACAUCUUGAAUGAACAUUCAAAUAAUAUCAAAACGAACGCAAAAUCUGAAGAGCCCACCUUAUCAAUCAUGAAGGAUAGUACUCAUCUCAUCGCUUGUUCCAUGAUGCCUUAUAUAUUUUGUGCAAACGGUCCCAAAGAUGGAAAAGAAUAUUCAACAUUUCUUGUGUAUGAUACCACACUCAAGAAACGGUACAAUUUGACAGAAAUCUAUUAUGGGUUGCAGGAGCAUUUUCGUAACAGGUGUUUCAACUUUAUACCGUUCGUGAUUAAGGACACAAUUCUGGUCGCUUUAGGUGAAGCAUUAUUUUGUUUUGAUUUUGACAAUGCUUUUAUAUGGUAUCGCCCACAACAAUUAUUGGUUUAUCCAAAUUAA
Messenger RNA from Naegleria lovaniensis, 717 nucleotides. RefSeq lists its product as uncharacterized. The record is from RefSeq and is a predicted model, not a curated record. NCBI's taxonomy places the organism in Eukaryota, Heterolobosea, Eutetramitea, Acrasida, Naegleriidae. The transcript has a single exon. Bases 1 to 717 code for a protein of 238 amino acids.